This is a messenger RNA of Porites lobata, 656 nucleotides long. The record is from the annotation of a GenBank genome assembly. NCBI's taxonomy places the organism in Eukaryota, Metazoa, Cnidaria, Anthozoa, Scleractinia, Poritidae.
AUGGUUAUGAAACGAUCGAUGAAGCGGUUCAACCAAGAGGCGUUUCUAGAAGAUCUUAGUAAAGUCCCAUUCUCUACUGCUUACGUUUUUGAUGAUCCAGAUGAUGUGUAUUGCUGUUGGGAAAAACUUUAUAGCCAAAUUCUUGUUGAUCAUGCUCCUAUCAUUAUCUUUCAAGAAAAGUAAAACUCCUGGAUCCCAAUUUAUUACAACCGAUAUUCAGAAAACGAGGAGGCAAAGAGAUCGUUUCAAGAGGAAAUUUAAUAAAUCUAGGAGCCCAGAUGAUUGGGAAAAUUACCGCAGAUCUCAAAAUAAAGUUGUUAGUAUGAGAAGGAAGGCAGUGAAAGAGCAUUUCACUAAAUUAUGCGAAGAAACGCAUGGAAAUCAGAGGAAAUUUUGGAGUACCAUUUCACCAUAUAUUAAUUCAUGUAAAAAUGUAAAUACCGGCCAGAUAAUACUCAAAGACAAUGGAAAGCUAAUAGGUGGCUGAGACUUUGAAUGCGUAUUUUACUGGUUUUGAUGCUAACAGUGUAAAUAAUAAUUACACUUCCACCCCCGAUAUUGAUCUUUCACAUGUAGCUGUUGACUCAAUGCUGUCACUUAGGAAAUCAAACCCGAUAGAGGUAUGUGAGGUUAUGAAAAGAUUAAAGCCUAUAUAA